This is a messenger RNA of Anthonomus grandis grandis, 814 nucleotides long. RefSeq lists its product as uncharacterized. The record is from RefSeq and is a predicted model, not a curated record. The coding region runs from base 64 to 771 and encodes 235 amino acids. The transcript has a single exon. NCBI's taxonomy places the organism in Eukaryota, Metazoa, Arthropoda, Insecta, Coleoptera, Curculionidae.
UUUGAGGUUAAGUUUCCAUGUUUUUCUGACUGAUGUUUAUUUACUUGUACAAAUUCCUUAAUAAUGGUGAGCAAUUCCAAGAGACCCAAAAAAGGCAAAUCUAAAAUAUCCUUCGAUGAAGAGGUUAUAUGUAAAGAAGACGCCAAAAUACUGAUGUCAAAUGCGAUUGAAUCCGACAGUAAUAAACUUGAUGAGGAACCAGUUAAACCCGAGAAAAAAGUGAAAAAAAAGCGACAAAAACCCAUUGAAGAAGCCCCGACCCUUAGCGCAAAAAAGAAAAAAGUGAAACCCACCGAAGAAGAAAUUCCAACUGCACCCACUAUUGAAAACGUAAAUACUACGACAAUCCAUAAACAGCCAGCAAAGGAAUCAAACCGUUCCCAAAAAAAGAAAAAGUAUAUGCAACUGCUCGAGCAAAAAAAACUAAAAUACGAGCUGGAAAUGCAACAGAAAUCCUUAAACUAUUUGUCCAAAUGGAAGCACAGCAGGUCAGAGUGGAAGUUUGAGAAGUUACGCCAAGUCUGGUUGCAACAGAACCUCUUCGAUCCCAGUAAAAUCCCUGGUGAAUUCUGGGGAACCACCGUUGAGUACUUUAGUGGGGCCAAGGGAAAUUCGAAACAGGUAGUGCUGGAUAAGGCCAUAGAGAUUAUCGAACAGGACAAAUCUGAGAAAGGGGAAAACAUGCUAAGUGAUACAGUUGAGGAGGUAAUCGAUGAGCAGCAUAAGUUAAAAGUGCAAAGAGCAAGGGAUAUUGUACAAAAUUUAGAAUAGUUUAUUAUAUAGCUUAAAUUAAUAAAAAUUGUUGGCAAAAUUA